This is a messenger RNA of Linum tenue, 1942 nucleotides long. NCBI's taxonomy places the organism in Eukaryota, Viridiplantae, Streptophyta, Magnoliopsida, Malpighiales, Linaceae. The record is from the annotation of a GenBank genome assembly.
UAUAAACAGACCUUCCCUUAUCCCUCACCUUUCAUAUCACUUCAUAAACAACAGUCACGUCUCUUUCCCCCACCAUUUCCUCCUCUAUCACACCAACCCUUUCUUCUUCCACUUUCUCUUCAACCGUGUGUAAGUCCGAUAAUGGCUUUGACCAAAUUGACCACCAAACUCUUGUUCGUGGCCAUUUUGGGUCUACUAGCGUUUACCCAAGUGGGUCAUGCUCAGUUCUUCAACGGCACCGUCGGCGGCGACGGUGACGGCGAGGGAGGAGAUGGAGGAGACUACGGGGAAGUGGCCGCCGGCGGCGGCCGUGGUGCUCCUACCAAGGAAGCGUUGGUCCCGGCGAUGUUCAUAUUCGGCGACUCGCUGAUCGACAACGGCAACAACAACAACUUGGCCUCUCUCGCCAAGGCCAACUACUUGCCGUACGGCAUUGACUUCAACGGCGGGCCCACCGGCCGCUUCUCCAACGGCUACACCAUGGUUGACGAAAUCGAAAUGACACUAUGUGUUGUUUUGGAAAUAUGCGUGCAUGCAGCUGAGCAGCUGGGGCUGCCGUUGAUUCCGCCGUACACCGAGGCGACCAACGGCGACGUGACACGUGGCGUCAACUACGCCUCCGCCGCCGCCGGAAUCCUAGACGAUACCGGCAGAAACUUUGUGGGUCGGAUCCCAUUCGACCAACAAAUAGGAAACUUCCGGAACACGCUAGACCAACUGACCGGAAAACUCGGUGCCGUCGAAACCGCCCAGGGCAUCGGCCGGAGCAUAUUCUUCGUCGGAAUGGGCAGCAACGACUACCUCAACAACUACCUCAUGCCCAAUUACCCGACCCGCGGCCAGUACAACGGCCAGCAGUACGCCGACCUCUUGGUCCAUCAGUAUACCCGCCAGCUCAAUACGCUUUACAAUUUGGGAGCUAGGAAGUUCGUGAUAGCUGGGCUUGGAGUGAUGGGCUGCAUCCCCAGCAUCCUGGCCCAAAGCCCAGCCGGGCUUUGCUCUGAGGAAGUCAACAAGCUGGUCACUCCCUUCAACCAGAAUGUGAAGGCCAUGAUCAACAACUUCAACGCCAACCUCCCUGGCGCCAGGUUCACUUACAUCGACAUUGCCAAGAUGUUCCGCGAGGUCCUCACCAACUCGGAACGAUACGGGUUUAGCGUGGUGAACAGAGGAUGCUGUGGGAUAGGCAGGAAUGCAGGGCAGAUAACGUGCUUGCCGUUCCAGACGCCGUGCAACGAACGCGGGCAGUACGUGUUCUGGGACGCGUUCCACCCGACGGAGGCUGUGAAUGUGCUGAUGGGGAGGAAGGCCUUCAAUGGCGAUACCACUUAUGUCUACCCGAUCAACAUCGAGCAGCUUGCUCGCAUUGGAUGAACAGCCCGAAGAAAAAGGAAACAAUGUGUCUUGGUUGAUUGAUGGAAUGUGGAUGUUCCUAACUAUUGUAAUUGAAUAUGAAGUCUGGUCUCAGUCAUGUAGUUUCUUUUCUUUCUGUUUCAAUCCUCCCAGAACUGUAGGUUAAGCAAUGUGGAGACAGGUUUUUCUUUUCCUUUUUGGGUCUGGACUCUGGCCAUUGUGGAAUGGAGAAAGUAUGUUGCUUGUUACUGUUUACUAUAACAAGUGUAGUUAACCCUAGUAAAGGUGAAUUGCUGUUAACGCGCACCUGGGAAACCUGUUGAUAAGCUCACAAAGGAGGCAGGAUUGCUGGAAAACAUUAGAUAAUGAAAGGGCAGCUACAGAAAGCAUCAGACAUUGCUGCUGGUGAUUCCUUCUGACAAAACCCCCUAGCAAUGCUGAAGAUCGAGAUAUCGGUAAAGCGUUGAUUCGUUGAGAAUAAGCUUUCGUCUAGUUUACACACUCGAUGCCAGUCAAAGGAUCCCCUGCAUGGAGUUGAAGAGCAACAUCUCCGACAACCUUAGCCAUGGACCUGUACGAGUACUCUGUA